AUGGAUGCCGAGCAACAGGCUACCGGUCUUGUCCGGUGGGUACAGCAAGGCCAUAACCUGGAUACCCAUGACGAUGUCCCGGAGGAGAUCCGGGCGCAACUAUAUGCCCAGGAACAACAGGGUCGCAAGCGCAAGCGGCAGGACUCGGGAUCGGACUCUGCUGGCCAUGUCCCCGUGAUCAUCCAUAACCAUAUUCCAGACUAUGUGGCAGCGUCGGACAGAAUGUCACCGGAUCUCGGCAGCCCAGUCGGCCCGCCUGCCCGUCCACUUCCCCUCUGCGUGGAUGGGCUGAGGGACGACGCUGUAGAGGCAUACUGCAAAUGGCAUUGCUCCAAAGUAAGAAGCCUUAACCAGAAACGAUACUUCCAGCUUGCAUACAACCUGACGAUCGAGAGAGGGCUGGAUCUCGAGCUUGUUCAUGAGGACAACGAUGCUCAGUUUUUCAUUGAGCAGGGCGUGCUGGAAGGUGUGGCUCGCCGAUGGGUGCGGGAUAUUGAGGUCUAUCUUGAUCAGGAACACGGCAUCGUAGUUGCGUGA
Colletotrichum scovillei is the source of this 537-nucleotide messenger RNA. RefSeq lists its product as uncharacterized. The coding region runs from base 1 to 537 and encodes 178 amino acids. Lineage: Eukaryota; Fungi; Ascomycota; Sordariomycetes; Glomerellales; Glomerellaceae. The transcript has a single exon. The record is from RefSeq and is a predicted model, not a curated record.